Mugil cephalus (flathead mullet) is the source of this 1699-nucleotide messenger RNA. RefSeq names its product gap junction delta-2 protein. The record is from RefSeq and is a predicted model, not a curated record. Lineage: Eukaryota; Metazoa; Chordata; Actinopteri; Mugiliformes; Mugilidae. Bases 117 to 1217 code for a protein of 366 amino acids. The transcript is spliced from 2 exons. Gene Ontology annotation, cellular component: connexin complex. Gene Ontology annotation, biological process: cell communication.
GCUCAAAAGACACGAUAACGUCCAGCAACAGGCUGCUCUUGAAAAUUCAGUUAUGCGGAUUGCUUCCUCCGAUAUUUCCCUGCUUUGGAUAAGGAAGACUCAGAUUCUCCAAAGAAAUGGGGGACUGGUCCAUUCUUGGCCGCUUCCUAACAGAAGUGCAGAACCACUCCACAGUCAUUGGAAAGAUAUGGCUGACGAUGCUGCUCAUCUUCCGCAUCUUGCUAGUGGCCCUGGUGGGGGACGCUGUCUACAGCGAUGAGCAGUCCAAGUUCACCUGCAACACCCUACAGCCCGGGUGCAACAACGUCUGCUAUGACACGUUUGCUCCAGUCUCACACUUGCGCUUUUGGGUCUUUCAGAUCGUUCUCGUCUCCACACCUUCCAUUUUCUACAUCAUCUAUGUCUUGCAAAAAAUCACCAAGAACGAAAACUUAGAGGCCAAGAAGGUAGAAGUGAUACCCAGGUCAUCGUCUUUGCCUGAUGUAGGAGCAGAUAAAGAGGCAGCGCUGGUAGCCGGCGGUCAUUACGACACCACCUAUAACAAUGAGACUUGGAGCUCACAUGAAGACGAGUUUGAGGAGAAGAGUCAGCUGGAAGAGCAAACGAAUGAGGUAGGGAAGGAUCCAACCCAACUCUCCAGUCAAGUACUCCUCAUCUACAUCAUACACGUUCUGCUGCGCUCCAUCAUGGAGAUAAUCUUCCUCAUUGGACAGUAUUACCUGUUUGGAUUUGAAGUCCCCCACCUGUUUCGCUGUGAGACCUACCCCUGUCCAAACAGAACCGACUGCUUUGUGUCUCGAGCGACGGAGAAGACCAUCUUUCUUAACUUCAUGUUCAGCGUCAGUCUCGGCUGCUUCAUCUUGAACAUUGUGGAGCUGCAUUACCUGGGUUGGAUUUACAUAUUCAGAGUGCUGUUCUCUGCAUGCUGUACGUGCUGUGAGCCAGAUAGAGACCAGAUUCAUCAGGUGGAAUUGUAUUCUGACAGCAACCCGCUGUUGCUCGAGCUCAAACACUCUCUAAGUGGAAGAGUUGUCCUGCAGACCACCUCUAUGGUGUCCCUGGACAGGAGUGGAGGCAUGCCAAACCAGGCCAUCUCCUUUGAGACAGACUCUACGCUGGAGUGCACUUCAAAGAGGAAUUCAGACGACAAAGAUCGCACCAAAGCUAGACUGCAUAAUAUUGCCAAAAUAGGAAGAGGAAAAAAAUCUUGGCUUUGAAAUUUUUGUACAUUCUCUUUUUUUCACGCUUGACUGCAGUUGUGUAUCUCAAAAUACUAUUUUUUUUCUCAGAAUGGAUUUGUUUAAGAAAACUAUAGAGUAAUUAUUAAAAAGGUCUGUGACAACUCACCUUCUAUCAGAAAGAACCAGUGACAGAUUCAGUGUAUUUGUUUCUCAACACAAUUCCAGUUAUGUAAGUUUACUUAGCUUUAAGUAAGCAAAAACAUGUAAUGAUUUGGAAAAGAUUCUGAGUUCAUCAAACAUACAUUAGAGGCAAGUAUUUAAAAUGUGGUGUAGCAUUUCAUGAAAUUGUGUCAGUGUAUUUUCUGUAGUUCAUUCAUACUUCCUCUCGAUGCUACGUAACAAUGACUGUAAAGUCUCCUUUGUAAAUGGCCAGGUGAUGUUCAAACACCACCUGAAUAUGAAGUUUGAAGCUUAAAUGUGAACUUCUUGCAUACAGUAAUUGGCCUGUAAAAACUGCA